AUCCCUGAUGAUCUCUUCAAUUGUUCAAGUCUUGUGAUCUUAGAUAUGGCACAUAACAAUUUCACUGGGUUGUUAAAAUCAGGUAUUGGAAGACUUUCUAAUCUCCAAAUUCUGCAAAUUCAUGGCAAUUCCUUUUCCGGCCCCCUCCCAGGAGAACUCGGAAAUCUUACUAGUUUGAUGUUGUUAAACUUGGGACAAAACCAAUUUUCGGGUACGAUCCCUGUAGAAUUCUCAAACAUUUCUUCCCUUCAAAGCCUUUUGAUUGGUAACAAUAAUCUUGAAGGAGAGAUUCCAGAUGAAAUAUUUGAGCUCAAACAACUUACGGAACUGUACUUGAUGAACAACAAAUUCGUGGGUUCUAUUCUGAAUUCUCUUUCAAGGCUAGAGCAACUUUCUCGGUUGGAUCUAAGUGGAAACAGGUUUAACGGAUCAAUCCCUGAUAGUUUGAGAAAACUUAACAAGUUGAUUUCGAUAGACCUCUCACACAACUUGCUCAUGGGGUCGAUUUCAGGGUCAGUGAUUGCAGGUAUGAAAAAUACACCGAUCUUUCUCAACUUCUCCAACAAUUUUCUUACAGGAAGCAUCUCGAAUGAAUUUGGCGAGCUGGAGAUGGUAGAAUCCAUUGACAUCUCGAACAAUAAUCUUUCAGGAGGAAUUCCAGUGACACUUCAAAAAUGCAAAAACUUGAGGAAUCUUGAUGUGUCUGGAAAUCAGCUCUCUGGUAGUGUUCCAGAAGAAAUAUUCCCUCCCCUCGAUCUGCUUUCCAGCAUAAACUUUUCAAGAAAUCAGUUUGAUGGAGAGAUCCCUGGAACUAUGGCGAAUUUGACCCGUCUUACCUCCAUUGAUCUUUCUCACAACAAAUUCAAGGGUUUGAUUCCUGAAAGUUUUGGCAACAUUUCAGUUUUGAAACACCUUGACCUUUCUUUCAAUCAAUUAGAAGGACGUGUUCCAGAUACUGGUAUUUUCAGAAACAUAACUGCAGUUGGAUUACAGGGAAACCCAUCUCUGUGCAUUACAAACAACACCCAAUUAUGUGCCUCAUCAAGUCGAUCAAAGCGCUCACUAUCCAGAAAGGCUGUAUUGAUUCUUUCAAUACUCGGAUCACUUGCAUUGCUUCUUGUAUUCAUUUUGGCAGUAUUAUGUUGUCGGCAUGUUAGAAAACCGAAAGUCAAAGAACCUGAGAACCCAGAAUUACCAGAACACACCGCAGGGUUCACUCUCAAGAGAUUUGAUAGAAAAGAAGUGGAAGAUGCUACUGACAACUUCAGUGAAGGUAACAUUCUGGGUACAACUAGUUUAAGCACUGUGUACAAGGGUAGACUAGAAGAUGGGAGGAUGAUAGCUGUAAAGAUUUUGAACAUAAACCAGUUUUCAGCUGAAUCUGACAAGAGCUUUAACAAAGAAAUGAACACCCUUGGGAAACUGAGGCACAGAAAUCUAGUGAAGGUACUUGGUUAUGCAUGGGAGAGUGGGAAGCUAAAGGCUCUGGUUCUUGAAUACAUGGAAAACGGUGAUUUGGAUAGGAUUAUACACGACUCUGCGAUUGAUAGAUCAAGAUGGGAUUUGUCUGAAAGAGUAGACGUUUUGGUUUCUGUAGCUAGAGGAUUGAUGUACUUACACUCGGGAUAUGAUUUCCCCAUAGUUCACUGUGAUUUGAAGCCUUCUAACAUACUUCUGGAUGAAAAGUGGGAUGCUCAUGUGAGUGAUUUUGGCACAGCUAGGAUUCUUGGAGUUCAUCAGCAGGAUGGAGGCAACAUCUCUUCUGCAUCCACAUUUCAAGGCACGAUUGGCUACUUGGCCCCAGAGUUUGCGUAUAUGAAGAAACUAACAACAAAAGUGGACGUAUUUAGCUUUGGAAUAAUAAUGAUGGAAUUUAUCACAAGAAAGAGACCGACAGGUGUUCUUACCGAAGAGGAGGGAAUCCAGAUCACUUUGCCACAACUAAUAGACCAAGCACUUUCAAAUGGAUUAAAUGAGCUGAUUGAAAUUGUAGACCCUCAUUUGGCUUCUAAUUUCUCCACGAAGCAGGGCUUCAUAGAACAACUGCUUAACUUGGCCUUAUGUUGCACCAAAAUGAAUCCAGAGGAUCGACCUGACAUGAAUGAAGUCUUAUCUUCCCUUACAAAGAUCAGUUAA
This is a messenger RNA of Lactuca virosa, 2136 nucleotides long. Lineage: Eukaryota; Viridiplantae; Streptophyta; Magnoliopsida; Asterales; Asteraceae. The record is from the annotation of a GenBank genome assembly.